Messenger RNA from Populus trichocarpa (black cottonwood), 4174 nucleotides. RefSeq lists its product as uncharacterized. The record is from RefSeq and is a predicted model, not a curated record. Lineage: Eukaryota; Viridiplantae; Streptophyta; Magnoliopsida; Malpighiales; Salicaceae. The coding region runs from base 750 to 3875 and encodes 1041 amino acids. The transcript is spliced from 6 exons.
AGACCACAAGGUUGACAAAUUCGAAGUCAUUGUUUCUUUGAGAAAGGGAGAAAAAGAAGAAAAAAGGAAGAUCUCUCUCUCAUUCUUAUCUGGGAUUGUGGGGAUCUUUCUAUCUUACUAGCCCUAGCAGAUUUGAGCUUCUGUCUAGUAUAUAUAAUAAUUCAUUAUUCUUUUUUCUAUUGAUUGUGAUUUAAGAUUUUUCAAUGACAUUACAAAGGCACCUACCUCCUUUUGUAUUUUGCUUCAACUGGGAAUUUUUGAUAUAGUUGCAGUUGAGUUUCAAGGGUUUUCUUUGAAUUUGAGCUCAAGUUUUGUUAUGGGGUGCUGGCGGAUGCUGCCAUAUAUAAGCUGGAAUCACAGGCUUCUGUUUGGAAGAUCUUAAAGAAAACUGGAGUUCAGAUUAUCAAUAAUGCAGGAAUGCUGGUCUACUGGAAUUUCAAUACAUUGGCUGGCCUAUUUCGCCCUACUGUAACAUAAAUUAUGGCAGGCUCUAAUGGAUCAGCUCACUUAAAGACACUCAGCAUGCAAAACACAUUUGGAACAUUGGCUGUGACUCUUACAACUACUGUACAAUAGAUUGGACUUGAAGACACUCAGCAUGCAAGACCCAUUGGUACAUUGGAUAUGACUCUUACAACUACUGUACAAUAGACCGGCUCACUUAAAGACACUCAGCAUAAUAUCUGGCUCGGAACACUUGCAACUAGGGAGAAGCUCUCGACGGACAGUUGUUUCAGGUGUUUGCAGAAAUGGGAACUGAAUUUCUGUAUAAGAUGCAUAUACCGGGUUAUCAUUCUACAAGGGAUCUGGAUGACAGUAGUGGGGAUGUUAGAUGGCCUUCACAUCAUGAAAACAAGGCCUUUGGGCAGUACCAUGACAUGCUUGCUGCAAAGCCAGAAAUAGAUAGAUACUCUGGAUAUGACAAGGAACACUUGAGGCAAACCAUACUGAGGCAUGAAAACACAUUCAAACAUCAGGUCCAUGAACUGCACCGGCUUCACAAAAUACAAAUGGACAUAAUGAAUGAAGUCCGGAGCAAACAAUCAGUCAUAUGCCUUGAUCAUGUGGGAACAUUGCAAUCAAAUCCUUUUGCCUUUCCACAUGAAGGAGACCGAAGGAGGUGUCACAAUCCCAGUUUAGGGGCUAUGAAUUGUCAUAUACCAUCUGCCUCAGGUGCUGAUAGUGUCCAAUCACAUUUUGGUUCCAUUAAUGUGCAGAACAUGCAAUCCGGAUGUGGCUCAACACACGAUGGUUCCAGGCUUAAGGAUGAAUACAAGCACAAGAAGCUUCAGAGGAGAUUAUUUGACCUUGAACUGCCUGGUGACAAAUACAUAAAUGAUGAAGAUGACGCACGCGGGGCAUUUGUAGGGUCAGGGGUGGAAACUCACCCUCCAAAUUGGAAUUGUAACGUUACUUAUGAGAAAAAUUGCAAUAUGUCCACCCCAAGUAGUGUGUACUCUGGCUGCAAUGGUGAUGCUUUUAGUUCCAUUACACACUUAAGGAGGACCCCAGGUUUUACAGAUUUGAAUGAACCUUUCAAGGUUGAGGAAGCACAUGGUACAAUUUCUUUUGAUACUCUAGGCAAGGCUACCUAUUCUAAAGAGGAGAUACAGGGGCGGGAUUUAUCUGCAAAUUCAUCCCCAGGCUUCCAAUGUUUGGCCAAGGAAGUUUCUCAAAGACAUAAAGAAAAGGAUGAGGGAAUCAGCCAAUGUAAUCAGCAUUUAGAUAAAGAAUGGGGAAAUAAAGGCCGACCACCUCUUAACUUCAACCCUGGCCAUAUAAGCACCAGAACUUUCAAUAGAACUUUUUAUGGAGAAUAUUUGCCUACACAAAGUGAAUCAUUGCAUGUUGGCUGCACGAAAGCCCAUGAGCCUGAUCAGAAUAAACCAGAACAAUUGAGAAAGAAGACAAUUUUUGGUGUAGAAAUCUCUGAUAGAAAUCAUGAUGCAUCUGUUAUGUUUUCAGAUACACUUCUGCAGCCACCUGCUCCUCCAUCUAAUGUAGUCAAUUCCGAGUCAUCCUCCAUUUCAUCUUGGAAGAAGCCUCCAGCUAGCUCAAGACGGAAUGCAAUAUAUGUUCAGGGAAACCCUUGCUUUAAUACCUUUCCUGAAUCAAAUAAGAGUUCAGCAACAUUGAUUCAUUGCCGUGAAGUUUCUACAGAUUGGUCGAUUGUUAAUGAAAAAGUGGAUUUUGUUCCAGGUCCUGGAGUUGAAUUAUCCUAUAAAAAUGACCUCUGCUUUGUUUCUCAGUUGCAGUCCAAGGAAAAACGAGUUUACCAUGCAUCAGCUGGUCACUCAAAUGGUCACAGUGCUAGUUAUUCAGCUUCUGAACUAGCUCCUCAGCAUAGGCCUCCAAAUAACCCAAGGGGUUCAGGCUGGCUGGAUAAUAUAAAAUCUGCAGAGGAAGUAAACCUCAAUGCAGUACUUCCAAAAGGUUGCCCAAAUGAAGCAAUUUCUGAUUCAAAUCUUAUUUCCAUUGGUAUUCAAAGGAAGGAAGAAAUUCCACUAGGAGGGUUAUCUUGGCUGAGAGCUAUUUCACCUUGUGAAGGAAAUUCUUCUGUUGAAAUGCCCGACUCUCAAAAGGUGAAUUUGGAUUCCUUGCAAAGAAAAUAUGCUGAGCUUUUUGCUUGCGAUUCUGGAACAAUGAAGGGCCUCAAUCAAAACUUUAUCCAGGAUUCAUCAUCAGCAACAACUGCGCAUGAUGCCAAAGACAGAAGAAUAGGAGGUGACUGUUCAAGCAAUAGGAAGAUUCUUGGUGUUCCCAUUUUUGAAAAGCACAUGUCCAAGGAUCAGCCUUCUGCCAGCUCUGGCCUGAAGCCUAGUUGUUGUGUUUCAGAGACUAAUGAUGCUAGCUUUAUCAAAGGUGGGUUACUUCGUACUGAUCUGAAUCAGGAUCCUAUGGAAUCGGAAUCCGUGGAGACCCAAAACACAAAGAUUUUAAAUGCGGAAAGGCAUUCAGUUGAUUGUAGAGCUGGCUUAAGACACCCAAUUGAUUUGAAUGUGAGUGUGACUGAAGAAGAGGCUCAAGUGAGUAUUUGUUCUCCAAGAACCAAGGAUGAGAUUGCAAUUGAGAUAGAUUUGGAGGCGCCAGUUGUCCUUGAAAAUGAAAUAGACAUUAUAUCUGGUGGUGAAUUUCUAGAGAGUAAAUUUAAAGAACCAUUUCAGUCAAUAACUGAUGAAUCCAAGGACUUUCGUGGAGGCUUUUUGAUGGCUGCAGCUGAGGCUUUAGUUUCUAUCUCAUCUUCUGGUGCGUGCAAGUUUCAAGACGAUGCUCCAUGCCAUGACUCACUACAGUGGUUCACAGAGAUAGUUUCUUCGUAUGAAGGUUACAUUGAGAAUGAUGUAGGAUCCAUUUCAGUGCACGAGAAUAUUACUGAUUGUGAAGAUCCAAAAUCAGAUGUGGUUGAUUUUUUUGAGUAUAUGACCUUAAAUUUAACUGAAACUGUGGUAGAAGAGCAUAAUUUUGAGCCAAUGGUUUUGGAAAGCAUAAAAGAUGAAACAUCAUUGCCAAGACGUCCUCGGAGAGGUCAGGCCAGGAGAGGAAAGCAUCGGAAGGACUUUCGAAGAGAUGUACUUCCUGGUCUUGUCUGUUUGUCUAGGAAUGAUGUGACUGAGGAUCUUCAGAUGAUUGAAGGGCUAAUCACAGCAACCGGUGGCACUUGGCGGUCAGGUUUGUCACAGAGAAAUUCUCCUAAAAGAAAGGCAGGAAGGGGGAGAAAGCGUGCAGCCCCAGCUGCUGCCUCUCCAAUAGUAACAGCAGUGAGUCUACCGCAAACUCAGCAACCUGAUUGUGGAGAACUGGGACUUGAGGUAACAGGAUGGGGAAAGAGGACAAGGCGUCCUCCACGACAGAGAUAUCCCAUUAAUAACACUUAACCACAACAAACUAGAGAGCAAGUCAUUUAGAUUUCAGAAAGGAAUUGUCAUGCAGCCUGUCAAAUUUUCAUGCCAGGGAGAUUCAUAUUGCGUGCAUGCCUUAUUUUCUGAGUCCUUGAUUUGGUAUGCUUCACUCUUCAGUUUAUUGGUGAGCUUGUUUUACUGAUGAUAAAAUAAGUGAUACUGGUCUCUACUGACAUAAAAUGAACGUGUUACUUGUUAGUGUGUAAUGUUACUAGACAUGGUUAGCCUUUGAGUUCUCAAAUUCAGAGAGUGAAAAUGUGUUCUUUUGUCUUGCA